AUUUGUACCCUCUGAUGUUCCCUCUUUCCCCUCAUCCUCUUAUUUAAUCCCCACUCCUCUCGCUUCUCAGCAUCUCGAUCCCCUCUCAAACCAGCACUCCCAAGCUAUCAAAAUCUUGUUCCUCGAGCUCAAAUUGUUGCAGAAAUGGAAGUUGAGGGCGGAGUGCAGUUUGAGGACUACUUCCCAUCCAUGAUUGAGCGGUUGGGGGCCGAGGGUUUCAUAGUAGAGCUCUGCAAUGGGUUUCACUUGCUGAUGGACGUGGAAAAAGGGCUCAUCACAUUUGAGAGCUUGAGGAGGAACACCAUUCUGCUAGGGUUGCAGGACAUGGGAGAUGAUGAGCUUGUGUGCAUGUUGAGCGAGGGAGACUUGGAUGGAGAUGGGGCUCUCAAUCAGAUGGAGUUUUGCAUUCUCAUGUUCAGAUUGAGUCCUGGUUUGAUGGACGGACCCAAGCAGUGGGUGGAGGAGAUGUACAUAUGAAGCAGAAGAUGGAAGCUCUAGGGUUUUAGCUUGGCUAUGGUGCUCAUGGCUUCUUUCAUAUAUCUUUACAUUUUCAUCCUCUUCGUCAAGAUGCUGGGAGAAUAAAUGUGAGUCGAUCGAUAUGGUGCUGUUCCUGGAUAUCAGAAUAAUCAUAGUAGAGUUCCUUGGCUUUUCCUUUCUUUUCUUUUCUUCUCUAGCAAUUAUUUAUUUUCAGUUGGAUUGAAAAAUUAUUCUAUGAUAUCAAACAUAUCUGUUGAAUGCAACUUAAAUCAAAUUUGAUGCAAAUUGUGUCGAUUCAUUCA
Molecule: messenger RNA, 779 nt
Organism: Vitis riparia (riverbank grape)
Lineage: Eukaryota; Viridiplantae; Streptophyta; Magnoliopsida; Vitales; Vitaceae
Product: calcium-binding protein PBP1
Exons: 1
Coding region: 145-477 (110 amino acids)
Molecular function (GO): calcium ion binding
Source: RefSeq, a predicted model, not a curated record